AUGUACGUGGAGAGUCUUGAGCCAGAGAAGGUCACACAACCCUACCCUCUGGUGCUCAUUCAUGGUGACUUCCAUAGUGGAAAGGUCUGGCUGGACAAGCCAGAUGGAAACCCGGGAUGGGCAGCCUACUUCUUGAAGCAAGGCUAUCACGUCUAUCUGGUGGACUUGCCUGGGGUUGGACGAUCCGGAAAGCAUCCCUCGUCCACGGGAGGCAACGUGGCGAAGCUGAGCUCACUCACACCUCAAACCGUGGAGCAAGAGCUUACCUGCCCGGAGAAGUACCCUUGGCACCAGGCGAGUGCUUGGGAAACCGUUGCUCGCCAUACCCAAUGGCCAGGUACCCAAGCUCAGGAGGCACUUUCCGCCCUGCUUCAGAGGACUGGAAAAGCGAUCCUCAUCGGUGAGGGGACUGGUUGCAUCAUGGCUUGGCUAACAACAGAUGUGAUGCAUGGUCUGGUCGCUGGAGUCCUGAGUAUUGAACCUUCCGGACCACCUUUUGGGAGCGCCCGGAGCAGAGGCAGACUCUACGGUCACCGUGCUGUGUUUGAUCCAGAGGUCAGAGAAUGGGGUCUGGCUGAUAUCCCUUUGACGUACGACCCUCCCCUCCCGAAGCCACAGGCGAUCAUCCCCGACCCAACUGUGGACAGGAGAAAUAACCCUCUCUUCCCUCUUUGUGAGUACACUAACCCAGAGGAUCCUCGCAAAUCAUGCUUCAUGCAGAAUCCCGUCAGGGUUACGGAGGGAGGCGAGAUGAUCUUCCACCAACUUCUUCACUUGAGAAAGGUUCCCCACGCUGUCAUCACGGCCGAGGCCAGCUCACACUCGAUCUUCGACUGGGCCACUGUGGCUUUCAUGAGGCAGGCGGGAUUACAAGUCAGCUGGCUCCGCCUCGAGGAAUUGUGCAUUCGCGGAAAUGGCCGCCUGAUGUUUCUGGAGAAGAACAGCGACGAAAUCGCCCUGGUACUUCACAAGUGGAUGGCCCGGCUGCCAGCUGUAAAGCAGGGAAUGGUUGCGCCUGCGCCUGCGCCUACACUUGAGGCUCUACCCAAGCCCGUGCCUGGGCCUAAGUCUGCACCAGCGCCCCAUACGGACACUUCGGGUCCUUCGAGCACCCCUGUGGUUCAACCUCAGGGCAUGGAGGCCCAGCCUCAGAUCGAAGCAGGGUGGCAGUUCGUUUAA
This is a messenger RNA of Clonostachys rhizophaga, 1179 nucleotides long. NCBI's taxonomy places the organism in Eukaryota, Fungi, Ascomycota, Sordariomycetes, Hypocreales, Bionectriaceae. The record is from the annotation of a GenBank genome assembly.